UGAAUUUUGAUACUCAAGCAGUCAGUAUUUAUAUUCAUCAUAUAAACUGAGGAGAUUUAUAUUUUAAAACUUCUUUAUAUUUACAAUGAAUGGACACAGUGAUGAAGAAAGUGUUAGAAACAGUAGUGGAGAUUCAAGCCAGUCGGAUGAUGAUUCUGGGUCAGCUUCAGGCACUGGAUCUGGUUCAAGUUCUGGAAGCAGUAGCGAUGGAAGCAGUAGCAGUGACUCUGACUCUGGAUCUGAAUCAGGCAGUCAGUCAGAGUCUGAGUCAGAUGCUUCACGAAAAGACAAAGUUCAAGCUAAACCACCGAAAGUUGAUGGAUCUGAGUUCUGGAAAUCUAGCCCCAGUAUUCUGGCUGUUCAGAGAUCGGCAAUGCUUAAGAAGCAGCAGCAGCAGCAACCGCAGCAGCUUCAAGUAUCUAAUAGUGGAUCGGAAGAGGAGUCCUCUAGCAGUCAGGAUUCUGAUGACUCAUCAGAUGAGAUCAAGAGGAAAAAGCAUAAAGAUGAAGAUUGGCAAAUGUCUGGUUCGGGAUCUCCAUCUCAGUCUGGUUCAGACUCAGAAUCUGAGGAGGAAAGAGACAAAAGCAGUUGUGAUGAAACGGAAUCUGAUUAUGAACCAAAAAACAAAAUUAAAAGCAGAAAACCUCAGAUUAGAUCUAAGUCAAAAAAUGGAAAGAAAAUUCCUGGACAGAAAAAGAGACAGAUUGAUUCAUCUGAAGAUGAUGAUGACGACGACGAUUAUGAGAAUGACAAAAGAAGUUCUCGCCGGCAGGCCACUGUGAAUGUUAGUUAUAAGGAAGACGAGGAAAUGAAAACAGAUUCUGAUGAUUUACUGGAAGUCUGUGGAGAGGAUGUUCCUCAAACUGAAGAAGAGGAAUUUGAAACAAUAGAAAGGUUUAUGGAUUGUCGGAUUGGGAGAAAAGGAGCUACUGGUGCUACUACAACCAUCUAUGCAGUUGAAGCAGAUGGUGACCCAAAUGCAGGAUUUGAAAAAAAUAAAGAACCAGGAGACGUCCAGUAUUUAAUUAAAUGGAAAGGGUGGUCCCAUAUUCAUAAUACUUGGGAGACAGAAGAAACCCUUAAGCAGCAGAAUGUUAGAGGAAUGAAAAAAUUGGAUAAUUACAAGAAAAAGGACCAGGAAACAAAAAGAUGGUUGAAAAAUGCUUCUCCAGAAGAUGUGGAAUAUUAUAAUUGCCAGCAAGAACUUACAGAUGAUCUACACAAACAGUAUCAAAUAGUGGAGCGAAUAAUUGCCCACUCCAAUCAGAAGUCAGCAGCUGGUUAUCCUGAUUAUUAUUGCAAAUGGCAGGGCCUUCCAUACUCAGAGUGUAGCUGGGAAGAUGGAGCUCUCAUUUCCAAAAAAUUCCAAGCACGUAUAGACGAGUACUUCAGCAGGAACCAGUCAAAAACAACUCCCUUCAAAGAUUGUAAAGUAUUAAAACAAAGACCAAGGUUUGUAGCGCUGAAGAAGCAACCAUCAUAUAUUGGAGGACACGAGUGUUUAGAAUUAAGAGAUUACCAGUUAAAUGGUUUAAAUUGGCUUGCUCAUUCUUGGUGCAAAGGCAAUAGUUGCAUACUUGCAGAUGAAAUGGGUCUUGGAAAAACAAUACAGACAAUCUCAUUUCUGAAUUACUUGUUUCAUGAGCAUCAGUUAUAUGGACCUUUUCUGUUAGUAGUUCCACUCUCUACUCUGACUUCCUGGCAAAGGGAAAUUCAGACAUGGGCAUCUCAAAUGAAUGCUGUGGUUUAUUUAGGUGACAUUAACAGCAGAAACAUGAUAAGAACACAUGAAUGGAUGCAUCCUCAGACUAAAAGAUUAAAAUUUAAUAUAUUGUUGACAACCUAUGAAAUUUUAUUGAAGGACAAGGCAUUCCUUGGAGGUUUCAACUGGGCAUUUAUAGGUGUAGAUGAAGCACAUCGAUUAAAGAAUGAUGACUCCCUUUUAUAUAAGACUUUAAUAGAUUUUAAGUCCAACCACCGUCUCCUUAUCACUGGAACACCUCUACAAAACUCUCUGAAAGAGCUCUGGUCUUUGCUACAUUUCAUUAUGCCCGAAAAGUUUUCUUCCUGGGAAGAUUUUGAAGAAGAGCAUGGUAAAGGGAGAGAAUAUGGUUAUGCCAGUCUUCACAAGGAGCUUGAACCAUUCCUGUUACGCAGAGUGAAGAAAGAUGUGGAAAAAUCUCUUCCUGCAAAGGUUGAACAGAUUUUAAGAAUGGAAAUGAGUGCUUUACAGAAACAAUAUUACAAAUGGAUUUUAACUAGAAAUUACAAAGCCCUCAGUAAAGGUUCCAAAGGCAGUACCUCAGGCUUUUUGAACAUUAUGAUGGAGCUAAAGAAAUGUUGUAACCAUUGCUACCUCAUUAAACCACCAGAUAAUAACGAAUUCUAUAAUAAACAGGAGGCCUUACAACACUUAAUCCGUAGUAGUGGAAAAUUGAUUCUUCUCGACAAGCUGUUAAUUCGCCUAAGAGAACGAGGCAAUAGAGUUCUUAUUUUUUCUCAAAUGGUGCGGAUGUUAGAUAUACUUGCAGAAUAUUUGAAGUAUCGUCAAUUCCCCUUUCAAAGGUUGGAUGGAUCGAUUAAAGGAGAGCUGAGAAAACAGGCUUUAGAUCAUUUUAAUGCCGAAGGAUCAGAGGAUUUCUGCUUUUUGCUUUCCACAAGAGCUGGAGGUUUAGGGAUUAAUUUAGCCUCUGCUGACACUGUUGUGAUAUUUGAUUCUGACUGGAAUCCACAAAAUGAUCUUCAGGCACAGGCCAGAGCUCAUCGAAUUGGACAGAAGAAGCAGGUGAACAUUUAUCGUUUAGUUACAAAGGGAUCAGUUGAAGAGGAUAUUCUUGAGAGGGCCAAAAAAAAGAUGGUUUUGGAUCAUCUUGUGAUUCAGAGAAUGGACACAACUGGGAAGACAGUGCUACACACAGGUUCUGCCCCUUCAAGUUCUACUCCUUUUAAUAAGGAAGAGUUAUCAGCCAUUUUAAAAUUUGGCGCUGAAGAACUUUUUAAGGAACCUGAAGGGGAAGAGAAAGAGCCUCAGGAAAUGGACAUAGAAGAAAUCUUGAAGAGGGCGGAAACUCAUGAAAAUGAACCAGGCCCAUUAACUGUGGGAGAUGAAUUACUUUCCCAGUUUAAGGUUGCCAACUUUUCAAAUAUGGAUGAGGAUGACAUUGAGUUGGAACCUGAAAGAAAUUCAAAGAACUGGGAGGAAAUCAUUCCUGAAGAUCAAAGGAGACGAUUAGAAGAGGAAGAAAGGCAAAAAGAACUUGAAGAGAUUUAUAUGCUCCCAAGAAUGAGAAAUUGUGCAAAGCAGAUUAGUUUCAAUGGAAGUGAAGGGAGGCGCAAUAGAAGUAGGAGAUACUCUGGAUCUGAUAGUGAUUCAAUCUCAGAAAGGAAAAGACCAAAGAAACGUGGAAGACCACGGACCAUCCCUCGAGAGAACAUUAAAGGAUUUAGUGAUGCUGAAAUUAGGCGGUUUAUCAAGAGUUACAAGAAAUUUGGUGGCCCUCUGGAAAGAUUAGAUGCAAUUGCUCGAGAUGCUGAAUUAGUUGAUAAGUCAGAAACAGACCUAAGACGCCUAGGAGAAUUGGUACAUAACGGCUGCAUUAAAGCUUUAAAAGAUAAUUCUUCAGGAACAGAACGAACAGGGGUCAAAAGUGGAAAAAUUUCAAGAAACCCUAGUAUAGAUGACUGGUACAUAAGGUAUACUAUCACUUGCCACACGAAAGCAGCUCAUUUUGAUAUAGACUGGGGCAAAGAAGAUGAUUCCAAUUUGUUAAUUGGUAUCUACGAAUAUGGAUAUGGAAGCUGGGAAAUGAUUAAAAUGGAUCCUGAUCUCAGUUUAACGCACAAGAUUCUCCCUGAUGAUCCUGAUAAGAAACCACAAGCAAAACAGUUGCAGACACGUGCAGACUACCUCAUCAAAUUGCUUAGUAGAGAUCUCGCAAAAAAAGAAGCUCAAAGGCUUUCUGGUGCAGGAAGCUCAAAGAGGAGAAAAGGAAGAGCUAAGAAGAAUAAAGCAACGAAAUCUAUAAAGGUGAAAGAGGAAAUAAAGAGUGAUUCUUCUCCUUUGGCCUCAGAGAAGUCUGAGGAGGAGGAUGAUAAGGAUGAGGUCACAUCUAUUAAACAUCCAAAUAAAAAACUUAAAACAGAAAGAGACAGUGAAGAAAAGCCUGAGCCAGAUAUUUCUAAGAAGCAACCAGAAGAAAAAGGGGAAACAAAAGAAAAGGAAACUAAAAGAGGACUUAAAAGGGAGAUAAAAGAAAAGGAGAAUAAGAAAGACAUAAAGGAAAAAAUACUUACAGAAAAAAGAGAAAAAGUAAAAGAAGCUAUGCAGAAAGAAAAAGACAUAAAGGAAGAAAAGUUGAGUGAAUGCAAGUCUGACAGCAAAGAGCGAUCAAAAAAAUGUUCAGCAUCAGCUGCCCCAGUUCAUAUCACUGCAAGCGGUGAACCAGUUCCCAUAUCGGAAGAGUCUGAAGAGCUGGAUCAGAAGACCUUUAGCAUUUGUAAAGAAAGAAUGAGACCUGUUAAAGCAGCUUUGAAACAACUGGAUAGGCCCGAGAAAGGUCUUUCAGAAAGAGAACAACUGGAACAUACUCGACAGUGUUUAAUAAAAAUUGGUGACCAUAUCACAGAGUGUCUGAAAGAAUAUACAAACCCUGAACAAAUUAAGCAGUGGAGAAAAAACUUGUGGAUUUUUGUAUCUAAGUUUACUGAAUUUGAUGCAAGAAAAUUACACAAAUUAUAUAAGCAUGCUAUUAAAAAACGGCAGGAAUCUCAGCAAAACAGUGACCAAAACAGCAACUUGAAUGCUCAAGUGAUUAAAAAUCCAGAUGUGGAAAGAUUAAAGGAGACUACAAAUCAUGAUGAUAGCAGCAGGGACAGUUAUUCAUCUGAUAGACACCUGAUAUCUCAGUAUCAUGAUCACCAUAAAGACCGGCACCAGGGAGAUGCUUACAAAAAGAGUGAUUCCAGGAAACGACCCUAUUCUUCUUUCAGUAACGGCAAAGAUCAUCGGGACUGGGAUCACUAUAAACAAGACAGGUACUACAACGAUAGAGAGAAACACAGAAAACUGGAUGAUCACAGGAGUAGAGAUCACAGGUCAAAUUUGGAAGGAAGUUUAAAAGAUAGAGCUCAUUCUGAUCAUCGGUUACAUUCAGACCACCGAUCAAGUUCUGAAUAUACACAUCAUAAAUCAGCCAGGGAUUAUAGGUAUCAUUCAGAUUGGCAAAUGGACCACAGAGCUUCUAGUAGUGGCCCUAGGUCACCACUCGAUCAAAGGUCUCCUUAUGGCUCCAGAUCUCCAUUUGAACACUCAGUUGAACACAAAAGUACUCCGGAACAUACCUGGAGUAGUCGGAAAACAUAACAGAAACUGGUACUUCAUCUUUCUGGACUUUUCUUUUAGCCAUAUGUCAUAAACCAACACAGUAAUUGCCUUACAUGACUUGAAAGAUAUAAACAGAUCUUCUAUCAGUAGCAGUAUUGUUACUUCUUUCCAGGAUGCAAGGUCUAUUAUCCCAAUAGAAGAGAAAAUAUUUUUAUAUUUAAAGAUUAUGCUGCACUGUGCUACAAAUGUAGUACAUUUUUCCUUUUUUUCCUUUUUUAUUUUUUAAAGAAAUGGAAAAUGUUUACUAUUACAGGGACCUCAACACUGCCCUUCCGUAUAGGCUGGAUGAAACUGUUUUUAAGUCAGCAAUUUUAGACUGACCUCCAUUUAAAUUAUGUUUGUAUAUGAACUGUACACUUUGACCUGUGAUCAUGUUUCAGGAAGGAAUAAAAGAGAGUUCUUUUCUUAAUAAAGAAAAAACACUCAAGGACUUUGUUCACUUUCCAAAGCUACUUGUUUACAUUGUACACUGCGACCACCUUGCCGCUUUCACCACAAGCUUGAAUAUUUAAAUUCUGUACUUAUAUCUGUAAAAUAGCCAGGAAUUUUCUGUUUGUGAUCUAUUAUUAUGCAUUUUUACAAACAAAAAGACUGUAAAUUAUUGUAAAUAGAAUAAAUGAGCUUUCCUUACUCCCCUACCCUUCUCAGGCUUUUUUUGACUGUUCCUUUCCCUACCAACUCAGGCCUUCUUAUCACUUAAAGAAAAAAAAUCAGUGUAAUAACACUUUUUAAUGAUAUGUCUUGAUGGAAUCAUUGUUUAGAAUGUAAAAAAAAAAGUGAGGAAAAGGGCCACAUAACUCCAUUGGUCCUCUUUUUAUAUUGAAUAUUUUAUUAGAUACAUGCCACAACCCCCCCUUUUUUUAGUCAUACUGUGUAGUAAUAAAAUGGUGAGAUAUUAUAUGUAAUAUUUAAACUGCAUGCUCUGGAAACAUCUUUUUUCAGAUGCAUUUAGUUUAAAGGGUAGAUGUACGAAUACUCAGAAUCCAAAACAGCCAAAAGUUAUUGUAAAUCCACUUGUUUUCCUUUUCCUGUGGCAAUACUAAUGUCAAAUGUCCUAUGCAGCCAGGUAACCUUUUAGAUAAACUUGAUUGACUUUUAAUAUAAACUGUUACAAUGCAUACUGAUUGUAUAUAAAAAAACCUUAUAUAUGAACAAAUUAAAUUUAAGAAAACAUAUGGGCUCCUGUAAUUUUCUGCUGCAUUCUUAUUCCCUUCAGCACUUAACCUUUUUUUAAAAAAAAAUAGCAUUUAGCUGCCAGAAAAAAAAUUUUGAUAAGCAAUUAAGUAUUUUUAAUGUGUUAGCACUACAGUUUUAAAGACUAUGAACCUUUCUAAUGAAGUAACACCUUUUUUCAUAUGUCAUUGUUGGACUUUGGCUUCCUACAAAUACUGUUUUGAAUGUCUUAUAUUCACAGAUUUUUAUUUUGUUAUAUUAAGGUGGGAUUUUUGAAUAAUGUGGAAUAAAUUUUUGGAUGUAUGUUGUGAUGUAACAAAUUUUAACUUUGACAAAUUAUGGGUAUAAGAAUAUAUUCCUAUAAUGUGUCCCUGUUAAUUAGCUAUGGGAGCAAUUUACAGAAACUUGUCCAUUGGUGCAAUGUAUUUUUAAAUAUAUUGUGUGCAAAACAAAAUUCUAAUUCUUUUUAAGGCAGCAAUUUCUCUUAGAUACAGUUGCCCUGAAAAAAAAUGACAAACUGUUUCUUUCCUGAUAAAUGAAAUAACAUGUGAAGGAAUAACUCGCUUCUAAAUACCUAAUUUAUAAUUAAACCUAAAGGUGAUGAGACAA
This is a messenger RNA of Echinops telfairi (small Madagascar hedgehog), 7165 nucleotides long. RefSeq names its product chromodomain helicase DNA binding protein 1 (gene CHD1). The coding region runs from base 86 to 5362 and encodes 1758 amino acids. Lineage: Eukaryota; Metazoa; Chordata; Mammalia; Afrosoricida; Tenrecidae. The transcript is spliced from 36 exons. Gene Ontology annotation, molecular function: ATP-dependent chromatin remodeler activity; ATP hydrolysis activity; histone binding. The record is from RefSeq and is a predicted model, not a curated record. Gene Ontology annotation, cellular component: nucleus; chromatin. Gene Ontology annotation, biological process: nucleosome organization; regulation of transcription by RNA polymerase II.